GCGCAGAGCGCAGAGCGGGGUCCCGACCGAGCGGGAGGAGUGGGACCAGGCUGCUGCCCACACGCGGAGGGAGCCAGAAGGAGACGCUGCGCAGGGUAGGCGCGCCGCGGGAGCUCAAACUUGGCAACCACCUGCGGCAAGAAGAUGGCCAAGAUUAACACCCAGUACUCCCACCCCAACCCGCCCGGUCCUUGGGUAGUGGCCACAGACAGUGAUCUUGAUCACCUGGAAAACGGCCUGAGCAGGACCCGCGCGCCUGGCGAGGAGACAUGUUCAGGACUGCAGCCAGGGAUCGCCAUGGAGACCGGAGGACAGCCUGAACCCAGGCAAGGCUCCGUCAUCGUCCCCAGCCAGGAGCCUGCCAGGCUGUGGCGCCUCAUCGUCUCGCUGCGCAUAUGGGCUUCCAGACACGCACACCACCGGGACCAGCGACCGGACUCUUUCCUGGAGCGUUUCCGCGGCGCCGAGCUCAAGGAGGUGCCCAGCCGAGAAAGCAGUGCCCGGAGCCAGGGCGGCCAGGAGCCUGCAGACAGCGAGAGGAGGGAGAAGGACGCUGUGGUGCUGGACCCCUCCAGCAACGGGUACUACCGCUGGCUGACCGUCAUCGCCCUGCCUGUCUUCUACAACUGGUGUCUGCUGGUGUGCAGGGCCUGUUUCGACGAGCUGCAGUCCGAGCACCUGGUGCUGUGGCUGGUCCUGGACUACUCGGCGGACGUCCUCUACGCCCUGGAUGUGCUGGUGUGCGCCCGGACAGGCUUCCUCGAGCAAGGCUUGAUGGUCAGGGAUGCCAAGAGGCUGUGGCGGCAUUACACAGAGACCUUGCAGUUCAAGCUGGACGUGUUGUCCCUCGUCCCCACAGACCUGGCUUAUUUCAAGCUGGGCAUCAACUGCCCGGAGCUGAGGUUCAACCGCCUGCUGAAGUUUGCCCGGCUCUUUGAAUUCUUUGACCGCACAGAGACGAGGACCAGCUACCCCAAUGUCUUCAGGAUCGGGAACCUGGUUUUGUACAUCCUCGUCAUCAUCCACUGGAACGCCUGCAUCUACUUCGCCAUUUCCAAGUUCAUUGGUUUCGGGACAGACUCUUGGGUCUACCCAAACAUCUCAAACCCGGAGUACGGGCGCCUCUCCAGGAAGUACAUCUACAGUCUCUACUGGUCCACCUUGACCCUCACCACCAUCGGUGAGACGCCACCCCCUGUGAAAGACGAGGAGUACCUCUUUGUAGUCGUAGACUUCCUGGUGGGCGUCCUGAUUUUUGCCACCAUCGUGGGCAACGUGGGCUCCAUGAUCUCAAACAUGAACGCCUCCCGGACUGAGUUCCAGGCCAAGAUCGACGCCAUCAAACAGUACAUGCAGCUCCGCAAGGUGACCAAGGACUUGGAGACGCGGGUCAUCCGGUGGUUCGACUACCUGUGGGCCAACCGCAAGACGGUGGACGAGAGGGAGGUGCUCAAGAGCCUCCCGGACAAGCUGAAGGCCGAGAUCGCCAUCAACGUGCACCUGGACACCCUGAAGAAGGUCCGCAUCUUCCAGGACUGCGAGGCGGGGCUCCUGGUGGAGCUCGUGCUGAAGCUGCGGCCGGCGGUGUUCAGCCCCGGGGACUACAUCUGCAAGAAGGGCGACAUCGGGAGGGAGAUGUACAUCAUCAAGGAGGGCAAGCUGGCGGUGGUGGCCGACGAUGGGCUCACCCAGUUCGUGGUCCUCAGUGACGGGAGUUACUUCGGGGAGAUCAGCAUCUUAAACAUCAAGGGGAGCAAGUCAGGGAACCGCAGGACGGCCAACAUCCGCAGCAUCGGCUACUCGGACCUGUUCUGCCUUUCCAAGGAUGACCUGAUGGAGGCGCUCACCGAAUACCCUGACGCCAAGAAGGCCCUGGAGGAGAAGGGACGGCAGAUCCUCAUGAAGGACAACCUGAUCGACGAGGACCUGGCCAAGGCCGGGGCAGACCCCCAGGACAUCGAGGAGAAGGUGGAGCACCUGGAGUCCUCCCUGGACACCCUGCAGACCAGGUUCGCGCGGCUCCUGGCCGAGUACAGUGCCAGCCAGAUGGCGGUGAAGCAGCGCCUCAGCCAACUGGAAAGCCAGGUGCGGCUCUGUGAGCGCAGCCCCCUGCCCGAGGGGGUCGCACCGGAACCGGAGACCAAGCAGCAAUGAAGGCAGGGAGCCUGUCUCCUGCCCGGGGAGUCAGCUGUCCCUGGGAUACGAUAUAGCCCAAGGCAAGGGACUUGGCAGGAGCAUUCCAGCUCCCCCUGCCCUUUGCAGACAGAGAGCCUCAGCUUCCUCAUCUGGGAAAUGGGACUUGUUCUGUCCGCCAUGGUCAGGUGGCAGGUUCUUACGAGGUCCACAGGGAACCCUGCGAGGGGUGGGACUUUGUGGAGUGCACGUGUCCCCAGGCCAAGCAUAUGAAAUCGUGGACACUGAACUCUUAUUUUUUCACCCCUGAGGAAUUCUUAGACAUCUGACCUUCCCUUUGUUAUUCAUUAUGCCCGCCACCCCCGCCCCCUCUGGCACCUGCCUCCACCCCGAGCCUGGAAGGGGAUGUGUCUGAGGCAGAUUUCUGAAGCUGGUGCCUCCUCAGGGGCUCGUUGUGACCCUAGGAACCCAAGCCUUUGGGGGAACUGUGCCAAGCUCAGGACGAGGCAGGGUCACCCCAUCUGG
Molecule: messenger RNA, 2658 nt
Organism: Myotis daubentonii (Daubenton's bat)
Lineage: Eukaryota; Metazoa; Chordata; Mammalia; Chiroptera; Vespertilionidae
Gene: CNGA3
Product: cyclic nucleotide gated channel subunit alpha 3
Biological process (GO): monoatomic cation transmembrane transport
Cellular component (GO): plasma membrane; intracellular cyclic nucleotide activated cation channel complex
Molecular function (GO): cGMP binding; intracellularly cGMP-activated cation channel activity; intracellularly cAMP-activated cation channel activity
Source: RefSeq, a predicted model, not a curated record